GCAAUGAUGUCACAGUGCAGAAGCAACCACGUCUUUAUAAAGAUUCCACAGCAGAGAAGCUCUGUGCCAAUCUACUCAGCAAGAUGCUCCUCCCAGUGGCUUUCUAGGAAGGACGUGAGCUGAGCAGCACCGGCAGAGAGAAUGCUUCGUUUGAUCAGCACCAGACUGAGUGCCAGCUGGUGGAGGCAACUUUGGGCACAAGCUCUGGCUACGCCCCACUUCAGGCUGACAUCGCCUCCAUACUAUAUAACGCAUCAAAAAGAGGGAUACUCAAGUCAAGCAAACAAGGAAUCCACAUCCUUUGUCAUGAACCUGUUCAACGGGCAGUUUGUACCUGACAAUGUUUUUCCUUUCCCCUCAGUGCUCUCCAUGGAGCAGAUGCAGUCCCUGCAAGCCCUGGUAGAUCCCUGCACCCGCUUCUUCGAGGAGGUUAAUGAUCCUGCGGAGAACGAGAAACUGGAGAGCAUUGAGACGGCCACCCUGGCAGGGCUGAAGGAGAUGGGAGCCUUUGGGCUGCAGGUUCCUGAGGAGCUGGGGGGAAUUGGGCUGACGAACACCCAGUAUGCUCGGGUUGUGGAGGUGGUUGGAGUGCACGACCUUGGUGUGGGCAUAAGCCUCGGUGCUCAUCAGUCAAUCGGCUUUAAGGGAAUCCUGCUCUUUGGGACCCAGAGUCAGAAGGAGAAAUACCUGCCCAAGCUAGCAUCUGGAGAGACCAUGGCUGCCUUCUGCCUGACAGAGCCAUCUAGUGGCUCAGACGCGGCGUCUAUUAAAACCCUCGCCGAGCUCAGCGAGUGUGGGAAAUUCUACACACUGAACGGUGGGAAAAUAUGGAUCAGUAAUGGAGGGACAGCUGAGAUCUUCACAGUGUUCGCCAAGACCCCGGUAAAGGAGCCAACAGGGGAAGUGAAGGACAAAAUCUCAGCCUUCAUUGUGGAGAGAGCGUUUGGGGGAGUGACCAGUGGCCCCCCGGAGAAGAAGAUGGGGAUCAAGUGUUCCAAUACAGCUGAAGUGCACUUUGAUAACGUGAAGGUGCCAGCAGAAAAUCUGCUUGGGGAGCUCGGAAAAGGCUUCAUGGUCGCCAUGAACAUAUUGAACAAUGGGCGCUUUGGGAUGGCCUCUGCCCUGGCAGGCACCAUGCGUGGAGUAAUCGUCAAAGCUGUUGAUCAUGCUGCUAAUCGUAAGCAGUUUGGAGACAAGAUCAGCAACUAUGGGGCUAUUCAGGAGAAGAUUGCACGGAUGGCCAUGCUCCACUAUGUUACAGAGUCGAUGGCCUACGUGGUGAGCGCCAACAUGGACAUGAAGGUGCCUGAUUACAAGCUUGAAGCGUCAAUCAGCAAGAUUUUUGCCUCAGAAGCAGCCUGGUACGUCACAGAUGAGUGCAUCCAGGUCCUUGGAGGAAUGGGAUACAUGAAGGAAACUGGUGUUGAAAGAGUCUUGAGGGACCUGAGGAUUUUCCGCAUCUUUGAGGGCACCAAUGAUAUCCUUCGCUUGUUUGUGGCACUGACGGGCAUUGAGUAUGCUGGAGUCCAGUUAAAGAAUCUGCGAACAACUAUCAUGAAUCCAUCAGGGAAAACUGAGACCAUCCUAAAAGAUAUCGGGAUGAGAGCAAAGCGUAAAGUUGGGAUUCCCACUGGUUUGUCUCUGGAGGGAAUCGUUCACCCAGGCCUGGACAACAGUGCAUACCUGGUGACGAAGGCCAUUGACUUGUUUGGUGAAGCUGUUGAGAGCCUCCUGCUGAAGUACGGCGAGAAGGUGAUAGACCAACAGUUUCAUCUGAAACGCGUGGCCAACGCUGCCAUUGACAUCUAUGCCAUGGCUGUGGUGAUCUCCAGGGCCAGCCGCUCUCUGUCUCUGGGACAACCCACCGCUGAGCACGAGAAGCUCUUGUGUCAAACGUGGAGCCAUGAGGCAUUUGAGCGAGUGAGAGAGAAUCUCCGAGCAGUGAAAUCUUCUACGUGGAAUCAGUCCUUUGCUAACAUGAAACAAAUAUCUAAUGCUGUUGUACAGAACCAAGGGAUCCUAGCCACCCACCCUCUGGGCUUCUGAACAGAAAUGGUGCUUUGGUUAACAAUGAGCAACAGCUACAAAUCCUAUUAUAUAGAAAAAUAUUACAUUACACGCUGUUUGCUUCUGUCUA
Messenger RNA from Mauremys reevesii (Reeves's turtle), 2137 nucleotides. Its product is annotated as very long-chain specific acyl-CoA dehydrogenase, mitochondrial-like. NCBI's taxonomy places the organism in Eukaryota, Metazoa, Chordata, Testudines, Geoemydidae. The transcript has 20 exons. Gene Ontology annotation, molecular function: fatty-acyl-CoA binding; very-long-chain fatty acyl-CoA dehydrogenase activity; flavin adenine dinucleotide binding. The coding region runs from base 142 to 2046 and encodes 634 amino acids. The record is from RefSeq and is a predicted model, not a curated record.